Molecule: messenger RNA, 1508 nt
Organism: Talaromyces stipitatus ATCC 10500
Lineage: Eukaryota; Fungi; Ascomycota; Eurotiomycetes; Eurotiales; Trichocomaceae
Product: GNAT family acetyltransferase, putative
Exons: 4
Coding region: 310-1194 (294 amino acids)
Cellular component (GO): cytoplasm
Molecular function (GO): aralkylamine N-acetyltransferase activity
Source: RefSeq, a predicted model, not a curated record
GCAUUUGGCAUAUCAGAUCAGCUGAGCUUCAAUUUUCUCAAUCGAACAUCUCCGCUCAUAUGUUGCAGGCGUAUAACAGAUAGCUUUCGUCUGUAACCUUCACUCUUUUUUCACCUGUUGUAUCGGUACGUACAGCGGGGUCCAAGCUCAGAUUGUGUAUCUUCAGGAUUUGACUUCGGUUCGCCUGGAGACACCCACCUUGUUGAAUUAUACGCAUAUUCGGUUCAUCACAAGUCUGUGAAAAUUCGGACCGGAUCAGUCCCUUGCAAUCUUACCCUACCUCAGCCAUUCACACCAAUCAACAGCGUAAUGGCGGAAAACAUGGCAUCACCGCCUGCUGAGAGCGGGUUGGCCGAGUCCGAUGAGAAUAUCAUGAGCGCUUCUACUGCCAGCGAAUUAAGUCGAAUCUUCAACAGCGCCGGCAUCAUUCCCGGGCCGGGCGGUUAUUUGUCAUUCAACCCGCGUGACGACGAUGACGAUGAGGAGGACGAGGAUGUGGCUGAAGAUUUCGUUGCCGUUGAUCAUAAUGAUGCUCACGACUAUUCCUAUCUUUUUCGACGACCAUCGCGAGGAAAGCAGCGCACACCCUUGGACGAACUCUAUCCUUUCACUAGCGUUUUGACAGUUGGUAAUGUGGAAGACUGCGUGACGGUGGAAGAAGCAUUCCCUGAACACGAACGUGCUUCACGAGAGAAGUUUGUGUAUCGUCUCACAAAAUGCCCCGAGCUGAGUCUAGGGAUAUUCUCAUUGCCAAUUCUCGAUCGAGAUCAACCCAAACCCCGGCCCGAACUGAUCGCACACAUUAUUGCUACCCGUACGUCAGCGCCACGAGUCACAGAGGAAUCGAUGGCUAUUCCCGAGAAUUGGCAGACCAGGAAGCGGAGUCUCCCAGACGCCGAAGAGAAGAACUACGUCGGACAUGAAGAUCAAGGCGGCACGGUAGCAUUGCACUCGCUUGCUGUCAAGGAGGAGCAUCAGCACAAACGGGUUGGGUCCACGUUGAUGAAGUCGUAUAUUCAGCGCAUCAAGGAAGCGGCGAUUGCAGAUCGGAUUGCGCUGCUUGCGCAUGACCAUAUGGUGCCGUUUUAUGAAGCUCUUGGAUUUGUGAAUUUGGGUCCGAGUGCUUGCACAUUUGGUGGUGGUGGCUGGUUCGAUAUGGUCCUCGAAUUCCCGAAAGAUCAGGCUUCCGAGUGAGCCAUAACUUCUCGGCGUCUGGGAUAACUUCAGUGUCAGGUGUGACUUUUUGUGCACUCAUGAUUGCUCAAACAUCUCGUCUUAUAUUUCUGGUCUUCAGUUUGGGGGAAAAAAAGGGGGUGAGGCGUUACGUGUCUGAUUUGGUCUAUUCGCUUGUUUUGGGUCUGAUGCAAUGGGUGUGGCAGAUGGCAUGGAUGGUAAGGGGAUCUGGGGUUGGCGCUCAUACAUGCACGAUUGGGGUGACAGAUUUGUACAAUAGGCUAUCUUAGGUUGCUCUAAGGUUAUGAAUGAUCUAUUUAUUUAUAUAACUCGUC